Lingula anatina is the source of this 2215-nucleotide messenger RNA. RefSeq lists its product as uncharacterized. The record is from RefSeq and is a predicted model, not a curated record. NCBI's taxonomy places the organism in Eukaryota, Metazoa, Brachiopoda, Lingulata, Lingulida, Lingulidae.
GAACGAUAGCCUUUGUUCAGCGACAUGGUAUUACCGUUCUGAUUUAAACCGACACGGAAAGUGGAAACGUUUUGGAGAGAGAAAAUACUGACUUCGGCCAAUGUACAAAAGCAUAUUUCGAGUGCAGUUUUGUUAUUGUUCAUGGUAAAAUACAAUUUACUUUCUUCUUGCCGUUUGGGUAGAAUUAGAACUAUGUUUUACCGAGAUAUGACGAAAACCAAUCCCGUGAUCGCUGAAAAUGGGCCUGAGUGGACGCGGACAUGUUGAGGUCAGUUUUCAGAGUGUGGGGACGUGGACGUGUUGUAGUGGUCAAAUCGCAGGCACGCCUUCUUCUGUGAAAAAAAUAUAAAAGAAGGAUCGGACCAUAAUUUAUUCUGUGUGUACACAACAUGAGGGUAGUCCUUGAGGUAGUUCUGAUAUUCGUCUUGACUGAGCAGGCGCUUCUCACGCCAGUGGGAGAAUGCGACCCACAACGCCGCCCUAGAAACCAGUACUUGCGAGACUCUUCCGACAAAUGCGGGUUUUACCAAUGUGAAUAUCGUGGAACGCGCCUCCUUGGUCCGCGGCACCAUCCUUGUGCUCCGGGAACCAAAGUCCCGAUUACCUACGGUGUUGCACGGAAAUACCCGGACUUUUCGAACCCGUGCGUCCUCCGGGCGUGGUCAAAGAAAGACUGCAAGCCGGAACCAAACUGGGGCCAGUGGGGUGACUGGGGAACGUGUUCCCAGAGCUGUGGGGAAGGCGUUGCCGUUAGAAACAGGACGUGCAAGAACGGGCCCGGAUGUUCGGGGUCAGACACGGAGACUAAAAUUUGUAAUCUUCAACCGUGUCCGGAAUGGAGUCCUUGGGGCGAGUGGGUCACAUGUACUAAGACCUGCGGUGGCGGGCAGACCACAAGGUCAAGAACGUGUCGACAUGGCCCGGGAUGUCCAGGCAAUGAUAAGGAAACGAAGUCCUGCAACGUGCAGCCUUGUCCUGAGUGGAGCCAGUGGAGCGACUGGAGCAGCUGUACCAAGUCCUGUAAUGGCGGAGUGGAGACCAGGACAAGGACUUGUUCUAAUGGACCUUGUCCUGGAAGUGACAUGGAGACACGAAGUUGUAACGCUCAGCCUUGUCCUGAGUGGAGCCCGUGGAGUGACUGGAGCAGCUGUACAAAAUCCUGUGAUGGCGGAGUGGAGACCAGGACAAGAACUUGUUCUAACGGACCUUGUCCGGGAAGUGACACGGAGACACGAAGUUGUAACGCUCAGCCUUGUCCUGAGUGGAGUCCGUGGAGCGACUGGAGCAGCUGUACGAAGUCCUGUAAUGGCGGAGUGGAGACCAGGACAAGAACUUGUUCUAACGGACCUUGUCCGGGAAGUGACACGGAGACACGAAGUUGCAACGCUCAGCCCUGUCCUGAGUGGAGCCCGUGGAGCGACUGGAGCAGCUGUACAAAGUCCUGUGAUGGCGGAGUGGAGACCAGGACAAGAACUUGUUCUAACGGACCUUGUCCGGGAAGUGACACGGAGUCACGAAGUUGCAACGCUCAGCCCUGCCCACAGUGGAGACCAUGGAGUGCUUGGAGCGCUUGCUCUAAGACCUGUGGUGGCGGGCAGACGUCAAGGUCAAGGACAUGUCACAAUGGCCCUGGUUGCCAAGGAGAUAAUAAGCAGACUAAAGUCUGCGGCACCCGCCCUUGUUAUGAAUGGACUGAUUGGAUCAAUAACGACACACCCGAGGAUGGAGACGGUGAUUGGGAGGUGGACGUUAAACCGCCUCCAUGUGGUAAGGGUCACACUGCCGCUGAAAUCGAAUGCCGUGCCAUAUUGCCAAACGGCGAGCACGUGCCCUGGGAACAAGCCGGCCAGAAUCUCAAGCUUCCUUGUGUAAGCCCAAUCGGGAUUGGUUGUUACCAUGGUGACAACGGGAACUGGGUGCCAAAUGCGGAAGUUGGCCGGCAGGCUCCUACCUGCUAUGAUUACGAAGUGCGUUACUUGUGUCCAGUGAAACAAGAAGAGUAACGCGUUUGGAACAGAUAAAGUACCAAGUAAAUUACUAAGAUAAGUACUAAGUACUUUCAAAUGGAUUUCAUUCUAUAUCUGUAAUAAAAGUCAGUACUAGUCAAAGAGGUGCAAGUAUAGCAGGCAAUAUAUAAUGGUACUAGUAGCGGUAUUUAAAGAACGUGGAAGAUGAGCUGCAGAACAAAUGUUUCUACAAUAAAGACGAUUUUGAA